AUGGAUUAAGCACAAGAAGAUAAUUCUCAGGGAUUUCAAAAUGAAAAACAAGAAGAACCCACUCUUGAAUAAUAAAUAGUAUAAACUGCAGAAUAUCCAAAUUCUCCAAUUGAGAUAGCCAUCACUGAUGCUAUAACAAAGGAUGGUGGAUUGGGAAUUAAAUAUACUGUGUAUUUGAUAAAGGGAUUGGAUAAUUAAGGAAGCUUUGAAGUUUUCAGAAGAUACAAUGACUUUUAUGAACUGAGAGUAGCUUUAAUAAAAAAGUGGCCUGGAUGCUAUAUUCCUCCAAUUCCUGAAAAAUUGUUAGGUAGUGGAAAUGACGCUGAGAUUGUCCAGAUUAGAAAACGUUUGAUGGAAAUAUUUUUAAAUGUCCUAACUGAAUUGCCAUACAUCUAUUAUUCUGAAGAUAUUCAAUAGUUAUUUUUGAGAUCUACAAACACAGAAAUAAACAAAGUAUUUUAAUAAUAAAAGUAAGUUACAUCAGCUGACAUCAUUGAUAGAUUCAAGAGAGCAUUUCCCAACUUAGAUGUUAGGGAUUCCUCAAAUAGUGAGUAUAUGCUGUAAAUAAGUACAUUCUAAGGACAAUUGAAAAAGUCAUAAGUUCAUUUGAAAUAGUACAUAGAGCAAUCUUAAGUAGUGGCUCAGACAAGAAAAUAAAUUUAAAAUGAAAAAUUGAACUUAUUUUUUGGAUCAUUGCCACUCUAUGAAAAGGUGAACUUGACAGAAUACGUAUAUGGUAAAGAGAACCUCCUUAUAUUAAGUAAUCCUUAGAACAUUGAACCUUUAACUAAAUUAUUGGAUUAACUUAAAGAAGUCUAUAAAAAAUUUAAUAGUCUAGACAACAUCACAGAUUUAUUUAGAUUCGAGUUAAAGGAUGCAGAAUCAAUUUAGUAGUCAUUGACAUAUAGAGAUUAGUUGCUUAUAUAAAGAGCAAAUCAAGAAUAGAAAAUGAGGGAAGAUUAAGCUGAAUUGGCCAAAAUUGCAGCGGGUAAGCAAACACUUACAACAAUUACCAAUUCUGUGUUCAAUAAAGCUAAGGAUCAAUCUUAAGUAAAGGUGGAAUAGAAGAUAUCUGAAGGCCAAUAAGAAAUUGAGAGGCUGUCGUAAUUGUAUAACAUUACUACGGCAAUCAUUGCAACUAAGGAAAUACAAAAGUAUAGAAAGACCAGAAUAAAUCACUAUCACAAGUUUUUGAGACAAGUUCAAAAUCAAGAAUAAUAGGUGUAUGAGUGUGAGAAUGAAUUACUUUAAAAAAUAGUCGAGGAAUGUGAAAGGUUAUCGGAAUAAUAAAAUAUUUAAUCGUGAAGAAAUUCUAUUUAUAUUUUGUUAAUCGUUUUAUUAGAUUAUAAUUUAGUAACAUAAAAAAUAAAA
This is a messenger RNA of Paramecium tetraurelia, 1371 nucleotides long. RefSeq lists its product as uncharacterized. Gene Ontology annotation, cellular component: endosome. The transcript has 5 exons. Gene Ontology annotation, molecular function: phosphatidylinositol binding. The record is from RefSeq and is a predicted model, not a curated record. NCBI's taxonomy places the organism in Eukaryota, Ciliophora, Oligohymenophorea, Peniculida, Parameciidae.